AUGCCGCCACAGAAACAGAUGUAUCAUAAGGACGAGGUAGUCCUGUGUUUUCAUCACGAUAUCCUAUAUGAUGCAAAAAUACUAGAUGCAAGGGCGGAAAACGAAUCGGACAAGAACAGCCUCUAUGAAUACCGCGUCCAUUACAAAGGCUGGAAGAACACAUGGGAUGAUUGGGUGUCUCAAGAUCUUCUUCGUAAAUAUAAUGAAGAGAAUAGAGAACUUGCUGCCACUCUGCGACGGCAGGUGGAGGCGGCGAUGCGAAGUCGUACGAAAUCUGGCAAGAAAAAAGCUGCAGAUUUAGCUUCUAGUCGUGCCAGUGAAGAUAGAACAUCAAAAAAACGAGGUAGAGAGACUGAGAUUGAGCAGGAGGAAGAUUUUAAUUCAACGCCAAGUAUCAGAGUACUGAUGCCCGAGAGACUUAAAGAGUACCUUGUGGAUGACUGGGAAUUUGUUACAAAAGAUAAGAGCGUAGUUCCCCUACCGGCGAAAUCACCUGUCAAUAUGGUGCUGAAUCGAUACUUGGAGGAAGAGAAAAGUAGCAGCACUCGGAACAGUCAAGUCGAACGAGAUGUUUUGGAGGAGGUGGUGGAGGGAGUUAGAAAAUACUUUGACAAAACGCUCGGAAAAAUAUUACUUUAUACCCUUGAACGACGGCAAUACAACAAUGAACGUAAGAAAUGGGAGGCAAAUGCUCCCGGCUAUGAAGGGAAGGGCCCGGGUGAUAUAUAUGGAGUGGAGCAUUUAACCAGGAUGCUAUCCGUUUUACCUGAACUCCUCGCCCAAACUAACCUCAGCCCGCAAGCCACAAAUCGGCUACGCAGAGAACUCGUAGCAUUCAUGCAAUGGCUCAGUAAACACUCGGACCAGCUAUUUACUGAAAAGUACGAGCCGUUGGAUCGGGACUACGUCGAGGAAAUAGAAGAAAGGCAUCGACGAACGGAUGAGCAUUCUGGGACCGCUACUGCUAGAUUGUUCAGUGAUAGAGCUGCCGCACGAGUGCCUGGUACGUUUGGUAGGAGGGCGAAACUUGAAGGUGAAGCCGGAAAUGGGGACGACGGCGAGGACGUUGAAGAGGAAGAGGAGGAAGACGAGGAGGAUGAGGAUGAGGAGGAAGACGAAGAAGAAGACGGUGAAGAAGAGGAGGAAGCGGGGCCUUCUGAGUGA
This is a messenger RNA of Ophidiomyces ophidiicola, 1164 nucleotides long. RefSeq names its product Esa1p-associated factor (gene EAF3). Gene Ontology annotation, biological process: chromatin organization; regulation of DNA-templated transcription. The transcript has 4 exons. Gene Ontology annotation, cellular component: Rpd3S complex; nucleus; NuA4 histone acetyltransferase complex. NCBI's taxonomy places the organism in Eukaryota, Fungi, Ascomycota, Eurotiomycetes, Onygenales, Onygenaceae. The coding region runs from base 1 to 1164 and encodes 387 amino acids. The record is from RefSeq and is a predicted model, not a curated record.